This is a messenger RNA of Rana temporaria (common frog), 1603 nucleotides long. RefSeq names its product glutamate rich WD repeat containing 1 (gene GRWD1). Bases 41 to 1438 code for a protein of 465 amino acids. The record is from RefSeq and is a predicted model, not a curated record. Gene Ontology annotation, molecular function: protein binding. The transcript has 7 exons. NCBI's taxonomy places the organism in Eukaryota, Metazoa, Chordata, Amphibia, Anura, Ranidae.
UAGUUGAAGCUGCCGGAAGUGACGCUUUCCCUUUCCCAUCAUGUCGGGCACAGGGGAACCCACAUGGAGAGAUCCCACACGGGAAGACGAUGAAGACAUGGAGGGGACAGAGAGCGAGGAAGAAGAGGAUGAGAUCAUGGAGGAGAACGAGGAAGAAGAGAAGGACCCGGGUCCUGAGAGAGUGUACUUGCCCGGGAUGGAGCCCCUGGAAGAGGGAGAGGAGCUGGUGAUGGACCAUGAUGCCUACAUUCUCUAUCAUCAGGCACAGACAGGUGCGCCAUGUUUAAGUUUUGAUGUCAUUCUGGAUACUUUAGGAGACAGUCGUUCAGACUAUCCUCUGACUCUGUUUCUCUGUGCUGGAACACAAGCUGACACCGCUCUAGGCAACAGGUUGUUGGUAAUGAAGAUGCACAACCUUCAUCGGACCAGCAAAGAGAAGAAGGAGAAGGAGGGCUCAGAGUCUGAGAGCAGUGAGAGUGAAGAAGAUGAUGAAGACGAGGAGGAGAAAAAGCCACAACUAGAACUUGCUAUGGUUCCACAUUUUGGAGGCAUUAACCGUGUUCGGGUCACUACGCUGAUGGACACCCCUGUAGCUGCUGUUUGGUCAGAGAAGGGUCAGGUGGAAAUCUAUGAUCUGCAGAAGCAGUUGGCAGCUGUAUCGGACCCCCAGAGCUUGGCUACAUUUCUGAAAGAUGAACAAGCCAAGAUCAAACCAGUCUACUCAUUCUCUGGUCACAUGACUGAAGGCUUUGCUAUAGAUUGGUCUCUAAAGACAGCAGGGAGGUUGAUUACUGGUGAUUGUAACAAAAACAUCCAUUUAUGGAACCCUAAAGAAGGAGGAACUUGGCUUGUUGACCAAAGACCAUUCACUGGUCAUACUAAAUCGGUGGAAGAUCUUCAGUGGUCUCCUACUGAAGACACGGUUUUUGCUUCCUGCUCAGUUGACGCAUCCAUUCGUAUUUGGGACACUCGAGCAGCUCCCAAUAAGGCGUGUAUGCUGACGGCUAACCAGGCUCAUGAUAGUGAUGUGAAUGUCAUCAGCUGGAGCAACAAUGAGCCUUUUAUUCUCAGUGGAGGAGAUGAUGGUGUCUUGAAAAUCUGGGACUUGCGGCAGUUUGAUAGAGGAGCCAGUGUGGCAAAAUUUAAGCAACACACAUCGCCUAUCACAUCGGUGGAGUGGCACCCUACGGACGGUAGUGUAUUUGCUGCAGCUGGCGCUGACGACCAGAUCACUCAGUGGGAUCUUGCUGUUGAACGAGAUCAGGAUCAGGAAGGCGAAAGUGAUGAUCCUGCGUUGACCUCUAUUCCACCACAACUAUUAUUUGUUCACCAGGGAGAAAAAGACAUUAAAGAGUUACACUGGCACCCACAGUGCCCAGGCAUAGUCAUCAGCACAGCUCUGUCUGGUUUCAAUGUAUUUCGCACUAUCAGUGUGUGAGGACAUUGCUCACUCUAGAUAUAUGGACAUACGAUGCCAUGGACUUUUGCCCAACAUUUAAAUCAGAAAAUUGGCUCAUCUUGUUUUUUUUUCUAAGGAAUAUUACAGGGCCGCUGUAUUUUAUGUAUGUGUGAUUACUAAAAAAAAUGACUUCUCAUUUUUUAA